Messenger RNA from Gongylonema pulchrum, 231 nucleotides. NCBI's taxonomy places the organism in Eukaryota, Metazoa, Nematoda, Chromadorea, Rhabditida, Gongylonematidae. The record is from the annotation of a GenBank genome assembly.
GAAGUGCUACCGGUGAAGAAAUCAAGAAAGACCCGUAGAAGGAAGAAGAAAAGUUAUGAACAAUUUAAAAACUUCAACAGAACAACUGACAUCAGUGACGAUAGACUUCGGGCUUAUGGCGUUAAUCCGAAAAAAUACAAGAACAAAUUGUAUCAUCGGCAACAGAACAAGAAUGAUAGCGAAUAUUGAGGUUCAGUUGUUUUGUUUUGUAAAGGGCAUGAACUCCUGAUG